ACUUAUCAGAUUGCUAGUAUCCAAAACUAUUAAAAAUUAAAUAUUUUUACUUUGAUUGUCAAAAUGAUUUGACGUUUAUUUGUUUGUGUUUGUUCCAAGGUUUCUUCAUCUUACCUAUUCAUUUACGUUUAAUUUAAUAACAAUUAUUUAUUAAAUUAAAUAAAUCGUAUGAAACUUAAUAUUUUAGAUACAUGUCUUCAUGAUCUUAUAUAUAAUAUAUUUAAACAUGUCUCUGUUGUUUAUACUUACAACUAUAAUUACUACGAUUUAAGCGCUUUUGGGCAGACUUGGAAACUUUUAUUAUUUAAAUAUAAAAAAAUAUAGAAAUUACACUUAGUACAAUGAGUAGAGUAAGUGCACCACAAAUGAAGAUUCUUUUGGAUUUGCUUAGUCAAGAAGGUGUAUUGGUCCAUGGAAAGGUAUCAUAUGCUAAUACAACUAAAUUGAACUUCUGGAAGCGCAUUGCGACUCAACUGAACGCCGUUGAGGGGGGAGUGUAUAAAAAUACAUGGAAAUGGUGUAAGAUGUGGGCGGAUUGGAAAAACAAGACCAAAAAAAAAGCCAAUAUACUGUUGAGAAGAAAGAGCUACAAUUUUGCACACCCCACACCAACACUCACUAACCUUGAAUUAAGGCUUCUAAAAAUGGUUGACUAUCCUAUUGAUGAUAAGUCAGAUGCAAUGAAAUUAGAAAUGGGAAUAAACAAAGUUGAAUUACCAGAAAUCUCUGAUGAUGUGCAAGGCGAAUAUUUGAUCGAUGAAUAUAAUGAAUCACAACCAAGUAAAAGCAGAAUGUCUUCAGAUGGAGAUAUAGCACCAGAGUGUUUUGAUACCACUGAGAGUAAAUUUUGUAAUGUUGAUGACAUUAUAUCUGAUGAUAGUACUAAUUUUAAAAAAUAUGAAGAAUCAUCAGACACAGAAAAGAAAGUGAAGUGGAAAGGGAAAACAUUUAAAAAGAAAAAAUCUUUACACGAGUAUAAAUUAAAAACUGCAUUAAUGCUGGAAAAACAGAGAGUACAGCAUAAAACAGAGGAAUUAAGAUUGAGAGCCUUAGAACUGAAAUUGAAAGGAGAGGAAUUGAGAUUGAAAGAGAUGGAAAUGAACAAAAUCAACUAUUUAACUAAUAUAGAGGAAGAAAAAUUAAAAUGUUUUAGAGAUAUCUCAGCAUCAUUGAAAGAAUUAGUGGAGCGCACCAAAAAUGGAAAUAUAAGAUUUCCUAGUAUAAUAUAAUAAUAAAUAUAUAUAAUAUGAUAUAUAAGAAGAUAAUACUGUGAUGUUAUGUAAAAUUUAAGUACUUAAUAUAGUUCCGGUUAUAUAAAUCGUAACUAUUGAAGUAUUAAUUAAACAAUUAUUAAAUAUGGAUUUUUCUA
Galleria mellonella (greater wax moth) is the source of this 1369-nucleotide messenger RNA. RefSeq lists its product as uncharacterized. The coding region runs from base 342 to 1229 and encodes 295 amino acids. The transcript has 6 exons. NCBI's taxonomy places the organism in Eukaryota, Metazoa, Arthropoda, Insecta, Lepidoptera, Pyralidae. The record is from RefSeq and is a predicted model, not a curated record.